Molecule: messenger RNA, 636 nt
Organism: Odobenus rosmarus divergens (Pacific walrus)
Lineage: Eukaryota; Metazoa; Chordata; Mammalia; Carnivora; Odobenidae
Gene: LYPD6B
Product: LY6/PLAUR domain containing 6B
Exons: 6
Coding region: 1-636 (211 amino acids)
Molecular function (GO): acetylcholine receptor regulator activity
Source: RefSeq, a predicted model, not a curated record
AUGACUUACAGUCCUACUACUUUUGAAGAUUUGGAGAAGCUGGAGCACACUGCCUUCUGGAGCAAGAACUAUACUUUCCAAAGAGAAGAUCAUAAAACAAAUGGAAGGCCAGCAUCUCAGGUCAGAAUGCUGCCCCUCCGUCAUGCUCUGGCCGUAGCUGUUGUCCAGAUCUUUAUCUUGUCAGAAAACUGGGCAUUGGCGAAGAAUAUCAACUUCUAUAAUGUGAGGCCUCCUCUGGACCCUACGCCAUUUCCAAACAGCUUCAAGUGUUUUACCUGUGAAAAUGCAGGAGAUAAUUAUAACUGCAAUCGAUGGGCAGAAGACAAAUGGUGUCCACAAAAUACACAGUACUGUCUGACAGUUCACCACUUUACCAGUCAUGGAAGAAGUACAUCCAUUACCAAAAAAUGUGCCUCCAGAAGUGAAUGUCAUUUUGUUGGCUGCCACCACAGCCGAGAUUCUGAACAUACAGAGUGUAGGUCUUGCUGUGAAGGCAUGAUCUGUAAUGUAGAGUUACCCACCAACCACACGAAUGCAGUCUUCGCCGUGAUGCACGCGCAGAGAACAUCUGGCAGUGGUGCCCCCACACUCUGCCUACCAGUGCUUGCCUGGGUCUUCGUGCUUCUGCUGAUAUGA